Molecule: messenger RNA, 443 nt
Organism: Empidonax traillii (willow flycatcher)
Lineage: Eukaryota; Metazoa; Chordata; Aves; Passeriformes; Tyrannidae
Product: nucleoredoxin-like protein 1
Exons: 2
Coding region: 57-443 (128 amino acids)
Biological process (GO): photoreceptor cell maintenance
Cellular component (GO): mitochondrion
Source: RefSeq, a predicted model, not a curated record
CUCCCGGCUCUCCCCAUCCCCCCCCACCUCCCCUUUCCCCCCUCCCCACCCGUGCCAUGUCUGCGCUGUUCGCCGGGAAGGUGCUGCGGGCGAACCGCGAGCGGGACGAGCUGGACACGGAGCGGGAGCUGCGCGGGGCUCUGGACAACAAGGUGCUGCUGCUCUACUUCGGCUCGGGGCAGUGCCCGCGCUGCCAGCGCUUCUCCCCGCUGCUCAGGGACUUCUUCCAGCGCCUCACCGACGAGUUCUACGUGGAGCGCUCCUCGCAGCUCGGCCUGGUCUACGUGUCCCGCGACGAGACGGAGGAGCAGCAGAGCGCCUUCCUGCGCUCCAUGCCCCGCCGCUGGCUCGCCCUGCCCUUCGGGGACACCUUCGCCAGUAAAUCCAAGGAAAUGAAGGAAUUAAGGAAAACUAAAUCCCAAAUGGAGGGGCUGGAGGAGUAA